AUGAAAAUCCCUCCACCGUUUCCACCAAGGUUUAAGAGAAAAGAGGAGAAUGAUAAGCUCGGGAAAUUCAUGGCUAAGCUUAGCAUCCUCGCUAUCAAUAUCCCAGUACUCGAGGAUAUCCAAGAGAUUUUGGGGUAUGCUAAGCUUAUUAAGAAAUUAAUGUCAAAGAAGAAUCUUGUUGAAGGUGACACCAUUGAAGUCACCCAUAGGUGUAGCGCUAUCAUGAGUAGUGCAAUAAUAGAAUCGAAGGAGGAUCCUCGGGCUUUUACAAGUCCAUCCACCAUCGGGACGCAUAAGUUUGAAAAAGUUUUAUGUGACCUUAGUGCUAGUAUUAAUCUCAUGCCGUUUGUAAUAUAUCAGAGGCUUGGCUUAAGUACCCCUACUCUAAUGUUGAUGAGGCUUUUGAUGGCAGGCCAGUCUAGUAAUAAAUUGGUUAGUGUUUUGUUUGACGUGUUGGUGAAAGUGGAUAUAUUCAUCCUUCCCAUGGAUUUUAUAGUGCUAGAUUGUGAGAUGGACCAAGAGGUACCUAUUAUCCUUGGUCUUUCUUUCCUUGCUAUCGGAAGAGCCAUUGUCGAUUUGGAGCUUGAGAAAAUAAGGUUUGUUGUUCAUGAUGGUAAGGUGUACUUUUGGGUAUGCAAAAUGAAGAAACAACCCAUGGAGCUUCAAGUGGUGUCAGUUACAGAUGUUGAAGAUGAGGAAGGGAAUGAGGGGUCCCUUGAGGAUCCAACUGGAAAAGGAUAA
Messenger RNA from Capsicum annuum, 741 nucleotides. RefSeq lists its product as uncharacterized. Bases 1 to 741 code for a protein of 246 amino acids. NCBI's taxonomy places the organism in Eukaryota, Viridiplantae, Streptophyta, Magnoliopsida, Solanales, Solanaceae. The transcript has a single exon. The record is from RefSeq and is a predicted model, not a curated record.